AUGACUGUCGGCAACGCUUUACUCAGACCCAUGGUGCAGCUGGCGAAAUAUCACAUCAGAACCCGUAGCACAGUGACGUUUGUGCAAGGGUGUGGGCAGGCAAAAAGAGCACAAAAGCUUAGCGAACAAUUGAUGAAAAUGUCAGAACAGUACUUCUCGAAUGUGGUCAUCAUGUUCUACGGUGACGAUUUUCGAUUCACAACGCCGUUUGAAUGGAAAAUUCAAUAUGAAGCUCUUCGGUUCCUGUUCGACGAGAUCAAUUCGAAGAACGAAAUAGAGAUAGGAUUCGGUACUAUCACCAAAUUCUUCGAUGUAUUAGAGGAAUGGUAUACUGGAAGAGGAACGCGACCAACUACUCUCAAAGGAGACUUUUUCCCAUAUGAGUUACAUGCGUCUGGUUCAUGGUCUGGAUAUUAUUCAACUAGGCCGUUCUACAAGGCACAAGAAAGACGUCUUCAUUGGUUACUACGAGCUGCUGACCUGCUGUCUGCUCAAGUGUCAAAGGAUAAGCGCUCACCGAAUACAACGGCAAUGCUGAAUACUGCUCGAAAGGCAUUGCUUCUGUUCCAGCACCACGAUGCCAUUACUGGAACUAGCAAAAAACAUGUGAUGAAGGACUAUUCUGAACAAUUACAUAAUGCAACUCUGCUGGCAAAUUCAGUGAUUGAAUCAUCUCUUGGCGCAGUGAGUAAUGACAAGGAAGAAAUGGUGGAAUACAGUAUGUCAAGUCAAGCAACAACUUCCCUGAAAGUACUGGAUGUCACUAAGAAGAAUGUCACGACCCUGAAAGUCGUUAAUACUCUCCCAUAUCCUAUGGAAGACGUUGUCAGCGUACGAAUAAACAAUGCGAUGGUCGAGGUCGAAUUCGAUGGGCAAUCGAUUGAAGCACAAAUUGAGCCGUACAUCCGUGAUGGAGAAAAUCGAUAG
Messenger RNA from Ostertagia ostertagi, 927 nucleotides. Lineage: Eukaryota; Metazoa; Nematoda; Chromadorea; Rhabditida; Trichostrongylidae. The record is from the annotation of a GenBank genome assembly.